Argiope bruennichi is the source of this 1891-nucleotide messenger RNA. RefSeq names its product probable glutamate--tRNA ligase, mitochondrial (gene GluRS-m). The transcript is spliced from 13 exons. Gene Ontology annotation, biological process: glutamyl-tRNA aminoacylation. The coding region runs from base 216 to 1793 and encodes 525 amino acids. Gene Ontology annotation, molecular function: glutamate-tRNA ligase activity; zinc ion binding; ATP binding. Lineage: Eukaryota; Metazoa; Arthropoda; Arachnida; Araneae; Araneidae. The record is from RefSeq and is a predicted model, not a curated record.
GCAACAUUAUUUUCAUUGGUUUGAAAUGAAAUGAUUGCAAGUUUGUUUGUAAACAAGCGUGUUUGUUUACACGGGUUUGCAAUAAUCUUGAAUGUUUUAUUUUGUUAUAGAAGGAAAAUAUGUCUUCGAUGAUCAGGAUAAAAUAAUAUCAUUUUUAAGCUGAUUAAUAACUGAAAUUCUGAUAUUUUUCAUAUUUUAAUAAUUAUCAAUUUGUAAUGUUACGUAUUUAUUUUUUCAAAAUUGUAUCUGUCAGAUAUUACAGUACUGUACUGAGAGAUGUCCGCGUUAGAUUUGCCCCGAGUCCAACAGGGUUUUUACAUUUAGGAGGUUUGAGAACUGCGUUGUUUAAUUAUUUAUUUGCUCGUAAAAAUAAAGGAAAAUUCAUUCUUCGUAUCGAAGACACGGAUCGAAAGAGGAUCAAACCAGGAUCUGUUGAAAACUUAAAUGGUAUGCUAGAAUGGACUGGUUUAAUUCCUGAUGAGAGCCCUGAAAAAGGAGGACCAUUUGGUCCUUAUGUUCAGUCUGAAAGAUUAGAGAAAUAUCGAGAAAAAACAGAAUUGCUUUUGGAGUCUGGAGCUGCAUAUCGCUGCUUUUGUUCUGAAACUAGACUGGAUAUCUUACGUAAAGAGGCUCUGCGUACAAGGGAAAGUCGUGGCUAUGAUAAUAAGUGCAGACAUUUAGAACCUUCUGAGAUAGAACAGCUACUGAGAGAGAAGAAACCUUUCACAAUCCGUUUUAAGAUUCCUAAAGGACCAAUAUCACAUAAUGAUAUAGUAUUUGGACCACAAUGCUAUGAUGUGUUAGAAAAUGAAGGAGAUUUUAUUAUUAUGAAAAGUGAUGGAUUUCCAACGUAUCAUUUUGCUUCAGUUGUAGAUGAUCAUUUAAUGGAAAUUAGCCAUGUUUUAAGAGGGACUGAAUGGUUAAUAUCAACUCCUAAGCAUAUUUUAUUGCACCAGGCUCUUGGUUGGCAGCCACCCAAAUUUGCACAUUUACCUUUGUUAACUAAUAGUGACAGAAGCAAAUUAUCGAAACGUCAAGAAUCUAUUGGAAUUGAACAUUUUAAGGAAAAAGGCUACUCGCCCAUUGCUUUGCUGAAUUUUUUAGCUGUUGCUGGUGGUGGUUUUGGAAAGCAAGAAGGUUGCAUUGCAUAUGAUUUAAAUACAUUAUGCUCCAAGUUCAACUUAGAAGAAGUCAACACUGGCUCCUGUAUAGUUGAUUUAAGAAAAUUGGAUUUGUUUAACCACAGUUAUUUAGUCCAACAGUUGUCAAGUGAACAAACACUUUCCAAUUUAAUAAAAGAAUUAAGGACUGUCCUUAGGAAAAAAUAUGGUGAAAGGUAUAAUAAAGAGGAGAAAAAUUUGUCUGAUUCGUACAUACAAAAAAUACUAUUCUGUUACAAGGACAGAAUGCACACGUUGAACCAUUUGACUGAACCUGAUAUGGAGUAUUUGUGGACAGCAGUAGAUUGGAAAGACAUAGAAGAAAAAUUCAUUUCUCUGAAAAUACCAUCUUCGGUCAUUACAAAUUUGAAGAAUGUGCAUAAUUUCUUAUUUGCUUUGCCUGAAUCAGAAUUCAAUCAAAAGGAUUUAAUACCUAAACUGAAGAAUUUAAGCAAACAACUGAAUGUGCCUUAUUCAUCACUAAUGCGGACUAUGCGAAUUGUUCUCACUGCUCAAAAAGAUGGGCCAGGAAUUGCUGAAAUAAUUGAUAUGUUAGGAAGGAAGAGAUGUUUAGAAAAAUUAAAUUUCGCAGUAGAAAAAAUUGAAAAUAGUUUGAAUGUUUUAAAUUCUUAGGAAUAAAAUUUUUACAUUUUGUUUGAAUAAAUACAUCAUAUAUGUAUAAAGUUGGUUGCAUUAAAAAACAUAGUUUAACGAAUCUAUUUCAUCCACUA